GAGAAAGAGAGGAGAAAGGAGAGAAACAGUAGACAGAGACAGAAAGAGAAAAGACAAAUAGGAGAACGAGAGAAACAAGAAAAGAGGAAAGAAGAGAAAAAAAGAGAGAGAGAGAAAAAGGGACACUCCCCUUGGCCUCCCCUCGCUCCCGUGCCCUCACCCGACGAAGACUCCCGACCAAGACUCCCGACCAAGACUUUGACUCCCAAAGACUCCGAAGACUCCCCGACAAAGACUCCCGACAAAGACUCCCAACAAAGACUCCCAACAAAGACUCCCGACAAAGACUCCCGACAAAGACUCCCAACAAAGACUCCCAACAAAGACAAACACAAAGACUCCCAACAAAGACUCCCGAAAGACUCCCAAGAGACUCCCAAAAAGACUCCGACAAAGACUCCUAACGAAGGCUCCCAACAAAGACUCCUAACGAAGACUCCCAACAAAGACAGACUCCCGACAAAGACUCCCAACAAAGACCCAACAAAGACAGACUCCCAACAAAUACUCCCAAAACUUCCAACAAAGACUCCCGACAACAAAGACUCCCAACAAAGACUCCCAACAAAGACUCCCAACAAAGACCCUCCAACAAAGACUUACAGACUCCCAACAAAGACUCCCAAACAACAAAGACUCGACGAAGACUCCCGACAAGACUCCCAACAAAGACUACCAACAAAGACUCCAACAAGGACUCCCCAAAGACUCCCAACAAAGACUCCGAACAAAGAACACAAGACUCCAACAAAGACUCCCAACAAAGACUCCCAACAAAGACUCGACAAAGAUCCCAACAAACUACCUCCCAACAAAGACUCCCGACAAAGACAAAGACACAAAGACCCACCAAAGGACUCCAACGAAAAGACUUCCCGACAAAGACUACUCCCGACAAAGACUCCCAACAAAGACUCCAACAACAAAGACUUCCCAACAAAGACAGAUUCCUACAAAGACUCCAACGAAGACUCCCACAAAGACUGCACGACAAAGACUCCUAACGAAGGCUCCCAACAAAGACUCCUAACGAAGACUCCCAACAAAGACAGACUCCCGAAGGACAACUCCCGACAACAAAGACUCCCAACAAAGACGACUCCAACAAAAGACUCCCAAGACUUCCAACAAAGACAGACUCCCAACAAAGACUCCCAACAACAAAGACUCCCGACGAAGACUCCCGACAAAGACUCCCAACAAAGACUAACAAACAAAGACUCCCAACAGGACAAAGAGACUCCCAACAAAGACUCCCCAAAGACUAGAAGACUCCCAACAAAGACAGACUCCCAACAAGACUCUCCCAACAAAGACAGACUCCCAACAAAGACUCCCAACAAAGACAGACUCCCAAACACAAGACUGACCCAACAAGACCUCCCAACAAAGACAGACUCCCAACAAAGACAGACUCCCAACAAAGACAGACUCCCAACAAAGACUCCCAAAGACUCCCAACAAAGACUUCCAACAACAAAGACUCCCAACAAAGACUCCCAAACAAAGACUCCCAACAAAGACUUCCAACAACAAAGACUCCCAAACAAAGACUCCCCAACAAAGACUCCCAACAAAGACUCCCAGAAGACUCCCAACCAAGACUCCCAACAAAGACAGACUCCCAAAAAAGACUCCCAACAAAGACUCCCAACAAAGACAGACUCCCAACAAAGACAGACUCCCAACAAAGACAGACUUCAACAAAGACUCCCAACAAAGAAGACUCCAACAAAACAGACCUCCCAACAAAGACUCCCAACAAAAAGACUCCCAACAAAGACUCCCAACAAAGACUCAACAAAGACUAAACGACUCCCAACAAAGACUUCCCAACAACAAAAGACUCCAACAGACUCCCCAAAAACUCCUAACAAAGACUCCCAACAACGACUCCAACAAAGACAGCAACAAGACUCCCAAACAAAGACUCCCAACAAAGACUCCCAACAACAAAGACUCCCAACAAAGACUCCCAACAAAGACUCCCAACAAAAGACUCCCAAAAAAGACUCCAACAAAGACUCCCAAGCAAAGACUCCCAACAACGAGCCCAACAAAGACUCCAACAAAGACUCCCAACAAAGACUCCAACAAAGACUCCCCAAAGACCCACAACGACUCCAACAAAGACUCCCAACAAAACUAACAAAGACAACAAAGACUCAAAGACCCCAACAAAGACUCCCCCCAACAAAGACUCCCAACAAAGACUCCAAACAAAGACCCCAACAAAGACCACAAAACAACAAAGACUCCCCCAACAAAGACUCCCCAACAAAGACUCCAAACAAAGACUCCCCCAAAGACUCCAACAAGACUCUCACAAAGACUCCCAACAAAGACUCCAAACAAAGACCCCCCCAACAAAGACUCCCAACAAAGACUCCAACAAAGACUCCCCCAACAAAGACUCCCAACAAAGACUCCCAACAAAGAAGAAAGACUCCCAACAAAGACUCCCAACAAGACUCCCAACAAAGACUCCCAAAGACUCAAAGACUCCCCAAGGACUACUCCCCCAACAAAGACUCCAAACAAAGAAAGACUAACCAUCAGUGUCUUCACUAUCUUCCAUUUUCUGAUUUCUGUGAGAGUGUCUUCACUAUCUUCAUUUCUGAUUUCUGUGAAAGUGUCUUCACUAUCUUCCAUUUUCUGAUUUCUAGGACUGAAGCCUCUUUGGUUCUGAGUCUGACCUUGGCACCCUUCGAGGGAGAGCUCUUGGCCCCACUCGCUCGCAAUCUGUUCAACACCCUGAUGCACAAAAAAAAAAAAAAAAAAAAAAAAAAAAAAAAAAAAAAAAAAAAAAAAAAAAUAAAAAAAAAAGACGACACGCGAGACGAUAACACCGACGCAAGGACCAUUAGCAAACUCCAAGGAUAA
Molecule: messenger RNA, 2883 nt
Organism: Penaeus vannamei (Pacific white shrimp)
Lineage: Eukaryota; Metazoa; Arthropoda; Malacostraca; Decapoda; Penaeidae
Source: RefSeq, a predicted model, not a curated record